UGUUUUGCUGGUGUAACAGAAGAAGCAGGAGGACAUACUUGCUCAAGGAAUCUGCAACCAUUUUUCCAGACUCAUCCUCAUUCUGAUCUCUUCACAGAAGGAAAAGAGAACAAAGAUGAUCAGAAAGCCUAAGACGUCAAUCUUAAACCUGGAUCAUGAAAUCAAGUGAGGCUGUUUUCACCAAGAAGAAUCCCUUUCCUCCUGAACCCCGACAAACUAAAAGCCAUUAUAGUCCAACUAGAUCAAAGAAGAUCCCCAAACAACAGAAAAAGCUGGCACUGAGCCCUGUCCGGUUUAUCCAAUCAGCCAGUCCUCCAGAGUCUCCUCCUCUCAGCCCAGAGGACCAGCACUUUCUUCAAGGUUCACACAAUGUCCUUCUCUGUCCUCCAUCUGUAAAGGGGCAGCAGGACUUCUCAGAAUCCUGGCCCUCUACCGAUCAGAGCUCUUCUCCUGCCAGCACAGACAUUCAACAUCCACAACAUACAGUGACCAGUCAAACACAGGAGCCUUCCGUGCUGGCAAAGUACAUUGAGCGUUUCCGUUAUGGAAGGCCACAAAGUCGUGGAGAAAGACAAAAGUUGACAGCUGAUGGAGAAGAUGAUCAGCCGUUUUGGUGGAUGUCCUCAAAUCCAUCACAGCCAUCCAGCUCAACUCCAACUCGAACAUCUAAGGAACGCUUUGGAGGAUCAUCUGAAUAUAGAAAUGAUGGCACAGGCAGCACGCAACACCAGCUCAGACAUCAAGCAGACACUUCGCUUUAUCCCUCCAGAGACCUGCUGGACCUGAGUUCACUUGCUUUAUCUGAUUCCUCACACUGUGAGCAACCAGAGCCAGAAAUCCUUCAUCUUCAGGAAAGAGCCAGAAAACUUCUGCAGAAGAGUGAGCACACACUGAGCAGUGGCUCCAGUGGUUUACCCAUCAGUUCUGAAGGCCUGGGCAGCUCUGAUUUCUCUGAUCCCCUGAGUGUUGAUGAGCCGAUCCGAAAGCCCACAUUUCCCAGCUUGAUAGACACAGCCAACUUGAUAACACCCAAAGACACCGCUGCCACCGCUCCAGAAUCUGUAGGAUCACGACCUCGGCCUGAGGAUGACAUCCUGUUUCAGUGGAGACUUAGGAGGAAGAUGGAGCAGGCCAGACAGUGGACUCACACUUCUUCCCAUAGUUCAUCUCUUCAUCAGCCAUUACUCAGAAGGCUGGCCUUGCAAACACAGCCUGGACUCAUGCCUGGACCCAUGAUGGUGACUGGCAGAGUAAGCACUCCUGCCUCCUGUCUAGUCUCUGAGCCAGUGCUGCCUUUCUCCAGCCAAGUCCACCCUGCAUCCUGCAUCAACACCAAGGCUGAGUCUAUCCCUCAGAGCCACAUGGUAUCAGUUCCUCACUGUGAUGGAGAGAUGGGCCCUAAACAGCCUCAGACUGCUCAUUACUUUACUCAGCCCUGUCUCAGAGGACAGGUCUGCUCUUCAGAAAGCUCAGGAGAGCUGUACAGUAAGCCACAGUACUCUUCUUCUCCAUCUCCAUUUCCACAGCCUGUUGAAAACCCAGAGGAAGCUGGCUGCCAAGGAAGAGCAAGCACGCAAACCAGUGGCAGAGUUGAGGGGAAGAAAAAAACAGUGUCAUGUACACGAAAGAAGAAAUCAGAUAGGUAUGUUAGGAACAGAGAUGUGGUUGAAAGGAAUCAGUGCAAUGUCAAGGCCAAAGGGGGUCAAGAAAAGGUCCGCACUAAAAACAAAGAGAAUGCAGGACACAGAGAGAGUCAGAGUUCGACACGAGGCGUUCGUCCCCGAGAUUCUCCGUCACCAAUACACAACACUCUUGGCCAGGUUGUUUCUGAAGUAUUGUUUCCCAGUGCUGAUUCACCAGUCCAGCCUAGAACCUCAAUCUCCUCCACCUCACCCAUAUUCACCCCUCCAGCACCUUCUCAUUCCCCUUCACCUCCCCCUCAAAGCUCAUCCCAUUCAAGUGAGGUCAUAGGUCAGCUGAUGCAGGAAGCAGAAGAGUCUGAUGGGCUGGAAUUUGAAGACGAUCCCUUACUUUUAGUUCUGCGGCAGCAGAGAAAGUGGGUGAAAGAGCAACUCUGUGAGGUGGACAGGAUGCUGGAUAAAUUUCACAAAGACUGACGAUGCACUUAGGCACACAAUCGUGUUUAUUAUUGCAAACCAAUACAGUGUGUAUUUAUUUUGUGUUUGCAAAUGGAUGUGAAUGUGUUUACACUAUAAAUAAAUCAUUUUGGAAAAAUAAUUCAUGAUGACGCAGCAGUUAAAUUAGCUCAUAGAAUAUUAUAACUCGUACUUAACGCUUACAAAACAAAGUUAUUAAAGAAUAUGUACAGUCAUGAACUCACAAUAACAAUAUCUGAUAUGUGCAACUGUUUUUAAACACAAAUAUUAGAAUGUUUAGAACAUGCUGGAAAAUUCGAGCUGGAUUCUGAAUUCAGAUCAGGUGUUUUCAGUAUGCCUGGAAGUUUAAUAUUAUUAAAAUGCUAAAGAAAAAGGAUUAAUGAUGUGGUGUUUGGCUUGGUAUCAAGUAUGUUUGGAAUUGGCAUUUGGAAAUAGUACCCACUAGCUUUCAUGCAAGAGGAAAUCUGGUCUGUUUCUCCUUAUGCUCAUCCUUUUUAAGAGUGAUUGAAACACAUCUUGGGACAAGAUUAAAUAAAUAGUAGAAGGUCCAA
Messenger RNA from Tachysurus vachellii, 2668 nucleotides. It is a transcript of the gene proser3, whose product is annotated as proline and serine rich 3. The transcript is spliced from 14 exons. The coding region runs from base 156 to 2117 and encodes 653 amino acids. The record is from RefSeq and is a predicted model, not a curated record. Lineage: Eukaryota; Metazoa; Chordata; Actinopteri; Siluriformes; Bagridae.